AUGCCCUGGACCACAAGCCCUGCACCACAUGCCCCUCAACACCUGCCCCUCACCACAUGCCCCUCAACACCUGCCCCUCACCACAUGCCCCUCAACACCUGCCCUUCACCACAUGCCCCUCACCACAUGCCCCUCACCACAUGCCCCUCACCACAUGCCUCCCACCAUAUCUCCACCUGCAUCCGCGAAGUGUCCCGGUGCCUCAUGCGCUCUGCCCUUGCCAUGCCUCAUGCGCUCUGCCCUUGCCAUGCCUCAUGCGCUCUGCCCUUGCCAUGCCUCAUGCGCUCUGCCCUUGCCAUGCCUCAUGCGCUCUGCCCUUGCCAUGCCUCAUGCGCUCUGCCCUUGCCAUGCCUCAUGCGCUCUGCCCUUGCCAUGCCUCAUGCGCUCUGCCCUUGCCAUGCCUCAUGUGCUCUGCCCUUGCCAUGCCUCAUGCGCUCUGCCCUUGCCAUGCCUCAUGCGCUCUGCCCUUGCCAUGCUUCAUGCGCUCUGCCCUUGCCAUGCCUCAUGCGCUCUGCCCUUGCCAUGCCUCAUGCGCUCUGCCCUUGCCAUGCCUCAUGCACUCUGCCCUUGCCAUGCCUCAUGCGCUCUGCCCUUGCCAUGCCUCAUGCGCUCUGCCCUUGCCAUGCCUCAUGCGCUCUGCCCUUGCCAUGCCUCAUGCGCUCUGCCCUUGCCAUGCCUCAUGCGCUCUGCCCUUGCCAUGCCUCAUGCGCUCUGCCCUUGCCAUGCCUCAUGCGCUCUGCCCUUGCCAUGCCUCAUGCGCUCUGCCCUUGCCAUGCCUCAUGCGCUCUGCCCUUGCCAUGCCUCAUGCGCUCUGCCCUUGCCAUGCCUCAUGCGCUCUGCCCUUGCCAUGCCUCAUGCGCUCUGCCCUUGCCAUGCCUCAUGCGCUCUGCCCUUGCCAUGCCUCAUGCGCUCUGCCCUUGCCAUGCCUCAUGCGCUCUGCCCUUGCCAUGCCUCAUGCGCUCUGCCCUUGCCAUGCCUCAUGCGCUCUGCCCUUGCCAUGCCUCAUGCGCUCUGCCCUUGCCAUGCCUCAUGCGCUCUGCCCUUGCCAUGCCUCAUGCGCUCUGCCCUUGCCAUGCCUCAUGCGCUCUGCCCUUGCCAUGCCUCAUGCGCUCUGCCCUUGCCAUGCCUCAUGCGCUCUGCCCUUGCCAUGCCUCAUGCGCUCUGCCCUUGCCAUGCCUCAUGCGCUCUGCCCUUGCCAUGCCUCAUGUGCUCUGCCCUUGCCAUGCCUCAUGCGCUCUGCCCUUGCCAUGCCUCCUGCGCUCUGCCCUUGCCAUGCCUCAUGCGCUCUGCCCUUGCCAUGCCUCAUGCGCUCUGCCCUUGCCAUGCCUCAUGCGCUCUGCCCUUGCCAUGCCUCAUGCGCUCUGCCCUUGCCAUGCCUCAUGCGCUCUGCCCUUGCCAUGCCUCAUGCGCUCUGCCCUUGCCAUGCCUCAUGCGCUCUGCCCUUGCCAUGCCUCAUGCGCUCUGCCCUUGCCAUGCCUCAUGCGCUCUGCCCUUGCCAUGCCUCAUGCGCUCUGCCCUUGCCAUGCCUCAUGCGCUCUGCCCUUGCCAUGCCUCAUGUGCUCUGCCCUUGCCAUGCCUCAUGCGCUCUGCCCUUGCCAUGCCUCAUGCGCUCUGCCCUUGCCAUGCUUCAUGCGCUCUGCCCUUGCCAUGCCUCAUGCGCUCUGCCCUUGCCAUGCCUCAUGCGCUCUGCCCUUGCCAUGCCUCAUGCACUCUGCCCUUGCCAUGCCUCAUGCGCUCUGCCCUUGCCAUGCCUCAUGCGCUCUGCCCUUGCCAUGCCUCAUGCGCUCUGCCCUUGCCAUGCCUCAUGCGCUCUGCCCUUGCCAUGCCUCAUGCGCUCUGCCCUUGCCAUGCCUCAUGCGCUCUGCCCUUGCCAUGCUUCAUGCGCUCUGCCCUUGCCAUGCCUCAUGCGCUCUGCCCUUGCCAUGCCUCAUGCGCUCUGCCCUUGCCAUGCCUCAUGCGCUCUGCCCUUGCCAUGCCUCAUGCGCUCUGCCCUUGCCAUGCCUCAUGCGCCCUGCCCUUGCCAUGCCUCAUGCGCUCUGCCCUUGCCAUGCCUCAUGCGCUCUGCCCUUGCCAUGCCUCAUGCGCUCUGCCCUUGCCAUGCCUCAUGCGCUCUGCCCUUGCCAUACCUCUGCAGCAUCCUCGACAACAACCGAAUGA
Closterium sp. Naga37s-1 is the source of this 2157-nucleotide messenger RNA. The record is from the annotation of a GenBank genome assembly. NCBI's taxonomy places the organism in Eukaryota, Viridiplantae, Streptophyta, Zygnematophyceae, Desmidiales, Closteriaceae.